AUGCUUUCGCGACAUGCACCUACGCCAAAGGCUGUUUCUUCUCUCUCCACCCGCAUUCUUCCAUCCGCAGCGUGCGCCGCUCCCCGACUCCCUUCCUCCGCCUCUCCUACACAAUCCCGCCGUGGCCUUGCCACAGUUGCAGAUGCCCCCCCUCCACCGAAGCGGACUUACGGUGGAUUGAGGGAUCAGGAUCGCAUUUUCCAGAACCUUUACGGACAUCAUGGGGCAGAUCUAGCAAGUGCGAAGAAGUAUGGAGAUUGGUACAAAACGAAGGAAAUAUUGCUCAAGGGCCACGAAUGGAUUAUUUCCGAAAUCAAGGCUUCGGGUCUUCGAGGACGUGGUGGCGCUGGAUUCCCUUCCGGGAUGAAAUGGUCAUUCAUGAAUUUCAAGGAUUGGGACAAAGAAAACAAGCCGAGAUACUUGGUCAUCAAUGCUGAUGAAGGGGAGCCUGGAACCUGCAAGGACCGAGAGAUCAUGCGAAAGGAUCCUCACAAGCUUCUUGAAGGAUGUUUGGUCGCAGGACGAGCAAUGAACUGCACCGCUGCCUACAUCUAUAUCCGCGGCGAAUUCUACCAUGAGGCGACUGUUCUUCAAAGAGCCAUUCAAGAAGCUUACAAAGAUGGACUCAUCGGAAAGAACGCUUGUGGCAGUGGCUACGAUUUCGACAUCUACCUCCACCGGGGAAUGGGAGCCUACGUUUGUGGUGAGGAGACAUCAUUAAUUGAGUCUCUCGAAGGAAAGCCCGGGAAGCCUCGUUUAAAGCCCCCGUUCCCCGCUGCCGUUGGUCUUUUCGGAUGCCCUUCGACUGUGGCAAACGUCGAGACAGUCGCAGUAGCGCCCACGAUUUGCCGCAGAGGAGGCUCAUGGUUUGCUGGAUUUGGACGUGAGAGGAAUGCCGGAACAAAGCUUUUCUGUAUCUCUGGUCAUGUCAACAACCCAUGCACAGUAGAGGAGGAGAUGAGUGUUCCCUUGAGAGAGAUCAUCGACAAACAUUGUGGCGGUGUCCGUGGUGGAUGGGACAACCUCUUGGCUGUUAUUCCCGGUGGAUCAUCCACCCCUGUCCUGCCAAAGAGCAUUUGCGAUGACCAACUUAUGGACUUCGAUGCCUUAAAGGACUCCCAAUCUGGUCUUGGAACGGCAGCCGUCAUUGUGAUGGACAAGAGCACUGAUAUUGUCCGUGCCAUCUCAAGACUGAGUCACUUCUAUAGACAUGAAUCUUGUGGUCAAUGUACCCCUUGCAGAGAAGGUAGCAAGUGGACUGAGCAGAUCAUGAAGAGAUUCGAGAAGGGACAAGGUCGCUCGCGCGAGAUUGAUAUGUUGCAAGAGUUGACUAAGCAAGUUGAGGGCCACACCAUCUGUGCUCUCGGCGAGGCUUUCGCAUGGCCCAUCCAGGGUCUUAUCAGACAUUUUAGACCAGAGCUUGAGGCCCGGAUGAAGGACUACGCCGCGAAGAACGGAGGGGAUCCGCUGGCGGGCGGUUGGUCACAUGAUGCGAGACAGCAGGGUCAGCUGGUGGCACCUGGGCAGUAA
Drepanopeziza brunnea f. sp. 'multigermtubi' MB_m1 is the source of this 1530-nucleotide messenger RNA. RefSeq lists its product as uncharacterized. The record is from RefSeq and is a predicted model, not a curated record. NCBI's taxonomy places the organism in Eukaryota, Fungi, Ascomycota, Leotiomycetes, Helotiales, Drepanopezizaceae. Gene Ontology annotation, molecular function: 4 iron, 4 sulfur cluster binding; FMN binding; NAD binding.